Molecule: messenger RNA, 1271 nt
Organism: Rhipicephalus sanguineus (brown dog tick)
Lineage: Eukaryota; Metazoa; Arthropoda; Arachnida; Ixodida; Ixodidae
Gene: CSN5
Product: COP9 signalosome complex subunit 5
Exons: 6
Coding region: 119-1129 (336 amino acids)
Biological process (GO): protein deneddylation
Cellular component (GO): cytoplasm; COP9 signalosome
Molecular function (GO): protein binding; deNEDDylase activity; metallopeptidase activity
Source: RefSeq, a predicted model, not a curated record
CUGUCAAUGGCGGCCGCCACUGAUUGUUGAUUGAGUGAUAGUUGUCACUGGUAUUCGUGUAAGCCGACUGAGGAAAAUCGAUCAUUUUAACGGUGCUUCGGAGACGUAAACGCAAAUCAUGGACGGCAACAUGGCGCAGAAGACCUGGGAGAUGAGCAACAACGUCGAAACGGUUCAGAGCGUGGACGAUUUGUACAAGUACAACAAAAAACAGCAGCAGGACAUCCUCACAGCCAAGCCGUGGGAGAAAGACCCCCACUACUUCAAGGACAUGAAGGUGUCCGCACUGGCCCUGUUGAAGAUGGUGAUGCACGCACGUUCUGGUGGAACGCUGGAGGUCAUGGGACUGCUUCUAGGAAAAGUGGACGCCAACACAAUGAUAGUCAUGGACUCGUUUGCCCUGCCCGUCGAAGGGACAGAAACGAGGGUGAACGCCCAGGCUCAGGCGUACGAGUACAUGGCCGACUACACCGAGAAUGCCAAGACGGUUGGGCGCCUAGAAAACGUCGUGGGAUGGUACCACUCACACCCCGGCUACGGCUGCUGGCUGUCGGGUAUCGACGUCAGCACGCAGAUGCUGAACCAGCAAUUCCAGGAGCCAUUUGUAGCUAUUGUGAUUGACCCUGUGAGGACCAUCUCAGCCGGAAAAGUGAACUUGGGUGCUUUUAGAACUUAUCCAAAGGGCUACAAGCCUCCGGACGAGGGCCCGGCAGAAUACCAGACCAUCCCACUGAACAAGAUCGAAGACUUUGGAGUCCACUGCAAGCAGUACUACUCCCUCGAGGUGUCCUACUUCAAGUCCUCGCUCGACCGGCGGCUCCUGGACUCGCUCUGGAACAAGUACUGGGUCAACACCCUCAGUUCAUCCAGUCUACUCACGAACGCCGACUACACGACAGGACAGGUGUUCGACCUGUCGGACAAGCUGGAGCAGUCCGAGUCGCAGCUCGGCCGGGGCGGCUUCGUCCUCGGCCUGGACCCGCAUGAGAAGCGGACCGAGGACAAGCUGGCGAAGGCAACGCGAGACAGCUGCAAGACGACCAUCGAGGUCAUCCACGGACUCAUGUCCCAAGUGAUCAAGGACAGGCUCUUCAACCAAGUGAACUGUACCCCUCCGGAGCAACAGUGAAUGUUGUACCUGCGCGGCGCUCUGUGACAAAAGUUGUUCUGACUGCUUGCUUUCCAGGCGUCUAAUUUGUCUCCAAGUUCUCCAGCACUGGGCAGUGUAGCUUCGGUAAAUCCAUGCAGUGGGUACACUUUGUACAGUGACU